Messenger RNA from Periophthalmus magnuspinnatus, 3886 nucleotides. It is a transcript of the gene nhlrc2, whose product is annotated as NHL repeat containing 2. Lineage: Eukaryota; Metazoa; Chordata; Actinopteri; Gobiiformes; Gobiidae. Gene Ontology annotation, molecular function: protein binding. The transcript has 12 exons. Bases 24 to 2186 code for a protein of 720 amino acids. The record is from RefSeq and is a predicted model, not a curated record.
GUUACUCCCUGCUAGUUGUAAUCAUGGCUUCUCAAUGCAGCCUCUCUACUUUAUUUCCUAUCCAAAGUCAGUUGGAUUAUGCUUUAGAUGACGCUACGAAAGAACAAGAAAAAGAAAAUCUUGUUUACGAGUAUUUGAAAAAAGUAGACGAACGACAGGACCUAAAAAUUCCCGAUUUCCAGCAAGGCUUGGAGUGGCUGAACACUGAGGGCCCUCUGUCUGUGAGCAAGGAGCUUUCUGGUAAAGUGGUGGUGUUGGACUUCUUCACUUAUUGUUGCAUAAACUGUAUGCACAUCUUGCCAGACCUGCACCAGCUAGAGAAGAGACACUCUGUGGAAGAUGGAUUGGUCAUUGUUGGCGUGCACUCUGCUAAAUUCCCAAAUGAGAAGGUUUUGGACAAUAUUCGCAGUGCUGUCCUCCGCUAUGACAUCUGCCAUCCAGUAGUGAACGAUGGCGAUGCACAGCUCUGGCAUGAGUUAGAGGUGUCCUGCUGGCCUACUCUCGUCCUACUGGGUCCAAAGGGAAACCUGCUCUUCUCUUUGGUGGGCGAGGGCCACAGAAACAGGCUAACGCUCUUCACGGAGAUGUCCAUGCGUUUCUAUGGAGAACAGGGUCUGCUGAAGUCACAUGCAGUCGGAUUGAAGCUGUUAAAAGACUCUCUGCCGCCCACUAUUCUCUCUUUCCCUGGAAAAGUGGCAGUGGACAACAGCAAGAGGCUGGUCAUAGCAGACACUGGACAUCACCGAAUUCUUGUGGUCUCUUCAACAGGGCAGCUAUUACAUGCUAUUGGAGGACCUAAAAGUGGCAGACAAGAUGGUUCCUUUUUAGAAGCAUCAUUUAACUCUCCUCAAGGUGUAGCAAUUAAAGGGGACACUAUUUAUGUAGCAGAUACAGAAAACCACCUCAUCAGAAAGAUUGACCUGUUGCACAAGAAUGUCUCUAGUCUGGCUGGAGUUGGAGUCCAGGGUACAGACAAAGAGGGCGGAGCCAUGGGACCAGAGCAGCCAAUCAGCUCUCCCUGGGAUGUGGCUGUAGGUACAGCUGGUGGUGAAGAAGACAAUGUUCUGUGGAUUGCUAUGGCAGGCACACAUCAGAUUUGGGCUUUGUUUCUGUCUGACGGCAAACUCCCCAAAGGAAGUGACUCAAAAGCUGGGACGUGUGUGCGAUGGGCUGGCAGUGGCAGUGAGGAGAAUCGGAACAAUGCAUAUCCUCAUAAGGCAGGCUUUGCUCAGCCGUCUGGCCUCAGCUCUGCCCCUCACGACCCCUGGAAUUGUCUGUAUGUGGCAGACAGUGAGAGCAGCUCCAUCCGAACCGUAGCCUUGAAGGACGGAGCGGUCAAGUCACUGGUCGGGGCAGAGAGAGACCCGCUGAACUUGUUUGCUUUUGGCGAUGUAGAUGGUAAAGGGGUUGACGCCAAACUGCAGCACCCUCUCGGCGUUUCAUGGUCCUCAGAACAAAACCUGCUUUAUGUGGCUGACUCCUACAACCACAAGAUUAAGGUGGUAGACCCAAAGACAAAGCAGUGCAUUACAUUAGCAGGCACAGGAGAGGCCGGGGACAAAGUGGGCCCAGAGUUUAACCAGUCCAGCUUUAAUGAACCAGGAGGUCUCUGUGUGGCGGACGGAGGAAAGGCUCUGUAUGUGGCCGAUACCAACAACCACCAAAUCAAAGUCUUGGACCUGGACUCAAAGACUAUCUCUCUGUUUCCCAUCUCCACCGACUGCACUGAUGCCAUACCCACCAGGUCGUCCGGUCCUGCCAAAGCCCCUUCUCUGCCCAAAUCUGCUGCCAGGAAGCACAUGUCUGCGGUAGCAGUGAGCGCGGGCCAGACCCUCACCCUGUCCCUCACAUUGUCCCUGCCAGAGGGGGCCCACCUCACCGAUGGAGCCCCCAGCUGCUGGACGCUGUCUGCUGAAGGGAACGAGUGGCUUCUGAUGGGACAAACUGUAAUGGGCGACAUCUCUGAUCUAUCCCGAUCUCUGCGUGUCUCCGUUAAACUCCCUGUCACCAUGACGACCAAGGAGUCCAGCGAAGGGCCAAGCCUCAACCUCAGCGUGUUUGUGUACUACUGCCUAGACUCCGGGAGCACCUGUAUGAUGAAAGCUGUCUCCUUCACACAGCCGCUCCACAUCAGCACUAUCCCCGGAGAGGAGGAGGUCACCGUGGCAUUUGCACAUGCCUUAUAGAUUCACAUAGUAUUUGUCCAUUGCAGUGGCAGGACAUGGUUUGACAGAGUUGUGAGGGAAAACUGAAUAUAUGCAAACUAGUGUUGGAUUGCGGUGUGUUGUGAGGUAAAUAUUCUGUUGCAUUUAUACAGAUGCAACCCCAACAACAGAAAUAAAUGGGAUAUCGUUCCAAAUGUAACUAUUUGCUUAAUUCUAACCAUGCAUUAUUUAUUAUUCACUGUAGAAUAUAAUUUAAAACAGAUCAGGUGUGGCAUUAGGAUUCAUUCACUUUGAGAGAGAAAGAAAACCAUUUCCUGAAAUUGAAUUGAAAGAUUAGAUUAGAUUAGAUUAGAUUAGAUUAGAUUAGAUUAGAUUAGAUUACAUCCAGCCUUAAUUUUCAUUUUACACUGUCCCAACUUUUUUAUGUUUGGGUUUGUAAAUGGGAGUGACUUUUUAAACAUAUAGGUUACUGAUCACCACAUUUUUAUGUUUAUUUAUUGAACUGUAUUCAGACUAAUUAUUUUGUAAAAACAAUGUAUACCCUAUUGCAACUUGAGAUCACAUGAACAGUAUUUUAUUUUAAGGUGCAUGAAACUGCAAAAACUCUUUGAAUGAAUGGAUGGGCCAAAUGUUGCUCAUAAUGGUAUUCAAAAAUAAUUUUUGAAAUAUUUUUUCAUGUCUAAUAAUGGCUUGGAAAACCUGCCGAUUAGAAUCUAGUGUUCAGUUUAAUCAGGACUGUCACUCAAAAUUAACUUGUUAAAUAAAAAAUAAAUAAUAAUAAUUUGGAAGAAUUAGUUGUGGGCAUGACUAUGCAUUAAGAAUUAAGUACAAAGUAUAUAGUGAUCAAGCAUGACAUGACCAUUUUGAGCUUCCUUUUUGCCAGAAACUAAAAUAUUUGGACAAGUUCAACAAGGAUCAAAUAAGGAUAAGGAUCAAAUUAGGAUGUUUUAUGUUAAUUUUACAAGUUAAAAACAAGUUAAAAGUUAUGACUGAUCUCUAUAGCCUAUAGUUGACUACCUAAGCUACUAGGAUUUCCUAUCUUUUUUUAUAGUUUACAGCCUAUAGGCACACUUAGUUUUUAUUCAUAUUUAUUUGCUACAUACGGGUGUUAUUUUGCUGGUAUCGGUUGAUAUAGAUUAUCGAUUAUGUGUGCGGUUUAAUUUAUUAACAGAAAGGCCCCACUGUGGUUCUCCAUGAAAAGUGCCUAAAGUUUUUGAGCAUCUUUUGAACUGUAAUUAAAGACUAACCACAAAUGUUCUGAAUGAAUAUACUGGCAUCUCAGCUUCACACUUGCACAAGAGAUACUUUGUUUCAUUUUUUUCUAUGAAAGUUUUACAUGACACAGCUUUGACCUUGAAAGUGCCUUAGAGUGGUUAAAGAUGAUGUAUUUCUGCAAUAAAAAAGGUGUUUUAUUUUUGCAAUUCAACAGGUGGAUGUAUAUGUAUUACAAUGCCAUGAAAAUGAUUUUUUUAGUUUUGCUUUUGUUGACCAAAAAAACAAGAAUUUGGUUAUAGUUUUUAGUCAUUUUUAUUUUUUGACAGCAAACAGAAUAUAUUGGCCAAAACUCAUCCACAUUACACUCAUGCUAUGGCCUGAAAAUAAUUCUCAUUUAUCGGCUUGAGCUUGUAAUACUAUAUAUUUUCUUGAUGUUAUUUACCUAUAAGGGUGUUGAACUGCAACCUUUAAAAUGACUGUAUACAAAUAAAUUAUCUGACUAUUUC